This is a messenger RNA of Conger conger (European conger), 1694 nucleotides long. RefSeq lists its product as uncharacterized. The record is from RefSeq and is a predicted model, not a curated record. NCBI's taxonomy places the organism in Eukaryota, Metazoa, Chordata, Actinopteri, Anguilliformes, Congridae. Bases 321 to 1694 code for a protein of 457 amino acids. The transcript has 5 exons.
CUCAGGCUGUGGAGGUGCUGACAGAGGUCUGUUUGCUCUGCUUCCAGAGACGAAGAGCCACCUCCUACUCCUCCUCCUCCUCCUCUUCUCCUCUCCUCCUCCCGGCAGAGACAGUGUUCUCUCCCUCUGUCCCGUCGGCAGAAGGGGGACCUGUUUCCUCUGAACAGAGCGCAGUCACCCCCUCUAAACGGGACAGGAUGGGACGGGGCUUACGUGAGGACCGGGCUCAACACCAUGGGUGAAACGCUCCUGCCGCGCUGUCGGAACACAUCCAGAAGCCCGCGGCCCGUUUGACGGGAGUCUAAGCGCGGUUAACUCGUAUGAACUCCGGAGUGAGAUGGCGGACCCUUCCCUCGGAAACCGCGACCCGCGGAUCCGCUUCGUCGCCAUUACAGAACUCUAGAGCGGGCGCUAUGGAAACGGAAACCACGGCGAUCGCGGAGAGCCUGCGACCGUCUGUGUCUGCGAUGCUCACAGCCACGUUUUUUGCGCGGGACGGACCCAGGGAGAGAGAGACGCCUGCUUAUUCUUCUCAGGGUGGCAGCCAAUCAGAGGACAGGAACGGACAUGCGCCGCCCGAUUGGGCGCUGACCCGGGAGACACGGGUGGGGGGUGAGGCGAUGGACCUGGGGAGGAGGGGGAAAGUUCGGCUGCUGGGCUGCUCGGAGGAACCUGAAGGGCUUCCUGAAGACUCUCCACCAUUCACCUCAGUGGAUCUGUCCCAGGCUCCUGAGCCAAUGACGUGUCUCAAUUGCUCUCAAGCCGACCAAUCAGAAGGUCCAGAUAAAGAUAUAAGCCUCGCAACUGGAACUGAGGUGGGGUGCGUGGGGCCUAGUACUGACACAACCCCGCCGUGUUUUUGCGAGGGACUCUGUGGCGUUCAGACCGCGAUGCCUGUGCCCCAGUACGGCGGAGGGGAGCCUGGUGUUUUCGGUGACCCUUCAGACGAUGGCGCAGCCCAGGCCGAGAGUUUUUGGGAGCUGCCCCGCAUCAUCAGGCACAAGCCCACCUCCAUCACCUUCUCCGACCUGGACUCUCCCGAAAGCUGCCAGUCUAACGCCACCCCAACAGCGCUCUUCAUCAGCGAGAGCUCGGAUGGAGGGGAGUCUUCCUCGGGGAACGAGGAGGACAACGAGGACGCUAACGGGGACGCUAACGGGGACGCUAACGACGACGACGACGUGUUCACCGAGUUGCCGCGGUACCGGGAGUUCCUCAUCAGCCGACAGCGCCGCAGCGCCAAUCGGGGCCGGCCCAAGAGGAACGGGCCAAUCAGGAGGCAGGACGUCCCGCCCCCAGAGGAAGAGGCGGAGCCCCGGGCAGAGGAGGCCCCUCCUGCGGUACUGUCUCCCUGGUCGGACUCCAUGUCCCAGCUGAUGCACAAGCUGGACCAGCUCAACCUGGACAUCGAGGAGGCCCUGAGCGCUGGCUCCUCCCCCUCCGACACGCCCACCGUCGCCCGGAAACAGAUGCCCGGAGCGGUUCUGGAGACCGCGCUCGACCUGGUCCAGGGAGAGGGGUGCGGGAGCCAGAACUGCUCCUCCUCCUCCUCCUCUUCCUCCUGCUUACGGCGGAACACGAGAGGCAGCGGCUCUCGGGCCAGGAGGACCAAGUCCACAGACAUGCAGGCCCCUGGGCUCACCUGCAAAAGAGACGGCGAUCUCAGUGAGACCACCCUGGUUAAAUUCAGGUGA